GUUUCAAAGAACAGAAGCUUUCACUCAACGAGUGUCAGUUAUUUGCAUGACAUUAGCAAAUCCAAUUAAGAUCAUAGAAUCAUAGUUGGAGCAAGUGCAUUCACUAUUUUUCAUCUCGUAAUAUAUAUCUAAGUUUAAAUCACACGUAAGGUAUCAUUCCUUAUGACAGUGACACUUCAUAUCCAUUACCUUAAAGUUUUAAAUUCUGAUUCUGCCAUUGAUAGUUAAUGUCAACUCUAGGUAAUUCUCCCCUUCCGAUCACCACUUCCCCUACCGCAACCGCUACCUCCGCCACCAACCGUCACCGCUUCUCUCUCUCAAAAUGGAAAGGUGCAAAACCAAUACCACUAGCAAUAUCAUUAGCGAUAGGCUUACUCUUCCGCUUCACGGUACCAAAACCCCACCAACUUUCCACUAUAGCGUCGCAACUUUUAGCCAUUUUCCUUACAACUAUCUGCGGCCUGAUCCUCAGCCCAUUGCCAGUGGGCGCGUGGGCUUUCCUUUCCCUCACGAUCGCGGUUAUAACAAAAACCAUAACAUUUGUCGCGACAUUUGCUGCAUUCACAAAUGAAGUUAUUUGGUUAAUUGUUGUAUCAUUUUUUUCCUCAAGAGGUUUUAUUAAGACUGGACUUGGUGAUAGAGUUGCUUUGUGUUUUGUGAGUUGGCUUGGGAAAGAUACAUUGGGUUUGUCUUAUGGUUUGGCUUUAAGUGAGGCUGCAAUUUCUUCUGCUAUUCCAAGUACAACUGCUAGAGCUGGUGGUAUUUUCUUGCCUAUUAUUAAAUCAUUGGCUGUCAGUGCUGAUAGUCACCCAAAGGAUCAUUCUUCUAGGAAACUUGGUGCUUAUCUUAUUCAAACUCAAUUGCAGGCUUCUAAUAGCUCAAGUGCCUUAUUCCUAACAGCUGCUGCAAAUAACUUAUUGUGUUUGAAAUUAGCUGAGGGGUUAGGAGUGAAAACAUCAAGUAAAUGGCUAACUUGGUUCAAGGUUUCAAGCAUACCAGCAAUUAUAUCUCUUUUAGCAAGUCCAACUAUUCUAUACAAGAUUUUCCCUCCAGAAAUGAAGAACACACCAGAUGCUCCAUUAAUGGCUAGAAGGAAACUGGAGCAGAUGGGUCCUAUCAAAAGUGAUCAGUGGGUUAUGAUGAUAGUCAUGCUUGUAACUGUUUCAUUAUGGAUUUCUGGAGAGGCUCUUGGGCUAGCAAGUGGUAUCACAGCAAUGCUAGGAUUGUCACUACUUUUGGCAUUUGGAAUACUUACUUGGGAUGAUUGCUUAAGUGAAAAAUCUGCAUGGGAUACAUUAGCUUGGUUUGGAGUUUUAAUAGGGAUGGCAACACAAUUAACUACUCUUGGAGUUGUUGCUUGGAUGUCAAAUGUUGUGGCUAAUUUCCUCAACUCUCUUUCACUACAUUGGUUUGGAGCAUUUUGUAUACUUCUAGGAACAUAUUACUUCAUUCACGACUUGUUUGCUAGUCAAACUGCUCAUGUUGCAGCUUUGUACCCUGCAUUUCUUGGAAUGUGUUUGGCAUCAAAAAUUCCAAAUCUUCUUGCUACAUUGUUAUUGGGAUACUUCAGUAAUCUUUUUGGUGCAUUGACACAUUAUAGCAGUGGUCAAGCUGCAGUAUAUUAUGGAGCUGGUUAUGUGGAACUACGUGAUGUCUUCAAAAUGGGCAUUACCAUAGCUCUUAUUAAUAUUGCCAUAUGGGGAUUAGUAGGGCUGGCUGGUGGAAGAUUCUUGGCCUUUACUAAGACUGAAAUAAGCAAGUGAAUGUUGUGUUGGAAAAAUAUGACAUAUUGACAAAGAACAAUAGAAGAACAGAAACAACUCAUUGAAUAAAAUAUUGUGUCGAGUCAAGCCACUGUCUUAAAAACGAUUUUACCCAAGCUUGGGUGUAAAUCGUUGAGAUCGGUCGCUCCUGAAGGUUACACGACACUCCCAAACACGUGCACUCUUGGUGAGAAAUUUGGAGUUUUGCAUAAAUACAAUUGCCCAAGAACUUAUUGAAGAACAAGAGAAAGAGAGGAAUGCAUGUGUUUUAUGUGUUAGUAUAGAAGAGAAAUCAUAAGUUGUAUAUACAAGUAAGGAGGCAACGGUUGGGUAGUAAUAGCCAAGAUCUGAAAUGACUGUAACGUUAAUUGUAUUUAUUGUUUAAAUUCAGGAAUAACAUAAUGACUGCUUUUAA
This is a messenger RNA of Nicotiana attenuata, 2178 nucleotides long. RefSeq names its product dicarboxylate transporter 2.1, chloroplastic-like. Gene Ontology annotation, molecular function: transmembrane transporter activity. Lineage: Eukaryota; Viridiplantae; Streptophyta; Magnoliopsida; Solanales; Solanaceae. The record is from RefSeq and is a predicted model, not a curated record. The coding region runs from base 228 to 1763 and encodes 511 amino acids. Gene Ontology annotation, biological process: transmembrane transport. The transcript has 5 exons. Gene Ontology annotation, cellular component: membrane.